This is a messenger RNA of Leptosia nina, 1041 nucleotides long. Lineage: Eukaryota; Metazoa; Arthropoda; Insecta; Lepidoptera; Pieridae. The record is from the annotation of a GenBank genome assembly.
AUGAGUGCAGUCAUCUUCUUGAAGUCUGUUCUAUUUGCAACUGCAAUGAGACAGAAGAAAAAAAGAAUAACGCAAUCAAAAUCACAAAAUACGGAGAAAUGCCGGAUUUGUAACAAAAACACAGGUGAAAUUAAAAUUUUUGACAAAAAGAACCACAUUAAUAUACAGGAGGAAAUAAACAAAAUCUCUGGAGUCAUUAUCAACAUAUAUGAUAAAUAUUCAAAAUAUAUUUGUCCAAGCUGUUUAGAGUUACUACAGCGUUGUAUUAUAUUUCGUGAGAUGUGCCAAGCCAACAAUAAACAUUCCCUGAAGGAUGUAUUAGUUAAAAAAGAGUAUGUUUGUCCUGUUCAAGAAAAAGGGAAACAACCCAUAGAAAAAGUGAACUGUUAUGAUAUUCCAUCACCAAAUUAUUCAGAUGACAAUUUGGACAACUGGGUCUGUUCCAAAUGUAAUAAAGAUUUUUUGGACCAGGCUUUGUUAAAUAUACAUGACUGUACUUCAUUAAAUUCAGAACCGCUGAAACUCGAGAGGAACAGCAUUUUUUUAUGUGAUAUCUGUGGCAAAACUGCUAAGUCCAAAGCAAGUCUUUUAGUCCAUAUGACUACACAUGAAAACAUAUUUCCAUUUAAAUGUGAUGCAUGCCCUUACAAAGGAAGAACUAUGGAUUUACUACGAGUACACAGAAGAACACAUUUAACAGAUAAACCAUAUAAAUGUCCACAGUGUCCAAAGACUACAACAACAGCGAGUAAUUUAAGCAGGCAUAUAAACCGUAUCCACACAAAAACCCGCCCCCACAAGUGUACAUACUGUGAAAAAGCAUUCCCCAGUAAGACUUGUGUUAAUAAACACAUUGAAGAAAUUCAUUUGAGGCAAGCAACUGUUGAAUGUGAGAUAUGUAAUAAGAAAUUUAAUACCAAGAAAAUAUUACAACGGCAUCGAAGAAAAAUACACAAAAUAAAAGAUGUAAGACACGGCCGAUUACCUGCUUACUUGCAGUGUCAAACUGAAGUGACAAGAGAACCAUAUAAUACUACAUAG